This is a messenger RNA of Tripterygium wilfordii, 609 nucleotides long. RefSeq lists its product as uncharacterized. The coding region runs from base 1 to 474 and encodes 157 amino acids. The record is from RefSeq and is a predicted model, not a curated record. NCBI's taxonomy places the organism in Eukaryota, Viridiplantae, Streptophyta, Magnoliopsida, Celastrales, Celastraceae. The transcript is spliced from 4 exons.
AUGACUGAGAUAGAAAGAGAUUCACGAUUAAGUUUACGGAUUGCAAAUCUCAACCGUUUGAUCACACCAACAACUGAGAUUGAAAUUAUUUUAAAAAAUAAAAAGAAAAUUAUAGACGGAAGUUUAGGGUUCCUCCUCCUCGCUUCUUCCUCACACACCUGCUUCUUCUUGUCGAUCGCUUUGACCUUUUGGAGCCUUACCAAAUCUGUGAAAGGUUUACUAGGUUAUGGUGAAGGUCUGGAAGUGGUUAAUCCAGAUGGAGGCGCGGAAGAUGCCGAAGAGGAAGCAAAGAGAGGAAGAUGGAAACAGGAGGUUCCCUACUUACCCAUGUUCUGCUUAGCUUUGAAACUAUGUAUCUGCCGUGCGAGGAAGAAGCGACGAGGAGGAAGAACUUUCACCCAUAUUUUUGGAUUUUAUCUUUUUAUUUGCACAGUUAAUCCAACGGCUAGUGUACGAAGCCCGUAUGAAUUGUGAGUUACGGGUCUGUGCAUAUGAGAUCUGCUACCUUUUCCUAUAUAUAUGAUCCUCUCUCUUCUGCCCCAAAUGUAAGACGACCGAAUAACAAAACCAAUGUCAGAUUAAAUUGGGGUGAGCUUUAUUUACACCCUA